Notothenia coriiceps (black rockcod) is the source of this 1288-nucleotide messenger RNA. Its product is annotated as glycerol-3-phosphate acyltransferase 4-like. NCBI's taxonomy places the organism in Eukaryota, Metazoa, Chordata, Actinopteri, Perciformes, Nototheniidae. Gene Ontology annotation, cellular component: endoplasmic reticulum. The coding region runs from base 228 to 1142 and encodes 304 amino acids. Gene Ontology annotation, molecular function: glycerol-3-phosphate O-acyltransferase activity. The record is from RefSeq and is a predicted model, not a curated record. The transcript is spliced from 8 exons. Gene Ontology annotation, biological process: triglyceride biosynthetic process.
GCUGCACACAGAUACAUGUAACGAUUUUACAGCCGGGAUUGUCCUGAUGGAGAAACACCUGCUGUACCUGCUGACCGACUGUCACCCCACUCCUCCGCCGCCACAACACUACCGUUAGAAGCGGGGAACGGUAAUGCCGUUACCAGACAAUGAGUUUCUCCUAAUGUUCGUUCCACCGUGGGCUUCGGACGGCGUCUCUUCAAACUGACCAGGAGUCUGUGAGCAGCAUGGCUUGGUUCACAAUUCCUGUUGAGAACCUGCUGUGCAAGUGUCUCUGCAUCUUCAUCACCGUCUGGUUGACUCUUCUAAUUGUCUUCAUAAUUGUGCCGGCCGUCCUUGGAAUAUCUUUUGGUCUCCGCAGACUCUACAUGAGGACCCUUCUCAAGAUCUUUGAGUGGGCAACCUCACGAAUGGAGAUGGGAGCAAAAGAGAAGAACCAGCAACUCUAUAAACCAUGUAGUAAUGGAAUCCUAGCCAAAAAACCACCAACGUCCUUGCAGCAGGAUCUCCAGGAGCUCCGUGGUUCUGCCAGCUGUCCGCGCUCAGAGCCUCAGUUUGAGAUGGCCGACAUUUUCUUCUUCUGCCGGAGAGGUGUGGAGAGCAUCCUGGACGACGAGGUGACCAAGCGCUUUUCUUCCCAGGAACUGGAUAGCUGGAACUUGUUGACUCGCAGCAACUACAACUUCCGUCACAUCAGUCUGAGACUCACGGUCAUCUGGGGCCUCGGAGUGCUCAUCCGCUACGGAGUGCUGCUGCCUCUCAGGGUUACUCUGGCAGUCACUGGCAUCGGUCUCCUUGUAGUUCUGACUACUUUGCUGGGCUUUUUACCAAAUAGAGAGUUAAGGUUCUCCCUGAGUGAGAAGAUUCAUCUGAUGUGUCACCGCAUCUGUGUGAGAGCUCUCACAGCAAUCAUCACUUAUCAUAACAGAGAGAACAAACCGAAGAAUGGAGGGAUCUGUGUGUCCAAUCACACAACACCCAUUGAUGUCAUCAUCUUGGCUAAUGACGGCUGCUACUCUAUGGUCGGCCAGGUGCAUGGAGGGCUAAUGGGAAUGAUCCAACGAGCCAUGGUGAAGUCCUCUCCUCACAUCUGGUUUGAACGCUCAGAAGUCAAAGACCGACAUCUAGUGGCCAAGAGGUAACAGUGCAUCUUCUCUGUUAGAAUCACAAUCAGAAACAGGUUUAUUACCAGGUAGGUUAACACAUGCGAGGAAUUUGAUUUGAGUUGUGGUGCAUACAUAAAAGUAAAACAAAAAUUAAAAACAAAGAUAGAAUACUAUUUGAAGAA